Molecule: messenger RNA, 861 nt
Organism: Heterostelium album PN500
Lineage: Eukaryota; Evosea; Eumycetozoa; Acytosteliales; Acytosteliaceae
Exons: 2
Coding region: 1-861 (286 amino acids)
Source: RefSeq, a predicted model, not a curated record
AUGAGUUUAAAUAGUUGUAAAUUGAAUAUUUCAAAUUGGUACAGGAUUAGACAACAACGGCCCAAUCAACAUACAUCAAAUUUUAAUAGUUUUAGAAAUAGCUAUUGUACAACCAACAAUAGUAGUAACAACAGUAACACUAAUACUAACGCUAGUAACAGCAACAGCAGCAAUAGUAGUAAUGGAAGUCAUAACCAACACAAUGAGAAAGUAGUUGUAGACGAUGUACAUAAUAAACACUUUAUAAAUAAUGAGUGGAUGGAGAAAAGAGUGAAUCCCUUCAUCUCAAUUAGAACCGGUAGAAUAUUGACAGCGGUGACAUGUACAUUGGCAUUUUAUUUAUCGAUUGUAUCUGAAUAUGAUGAUGAAGGUAAAGAAACUGUUGUAACGGGUAUUAGAAAUUAUCAUGAUAAAAUAGUUUCGGAAUGGCUGGGAUUCGAUGUUAGAAAAUCAUUCAAGGAUUUCGAUAGUUCAAUGAGAGAUGUCAUCACUGUUAAGCCGAUGGAAGAGAAAUUCUCACAGGAGGCAAUCGAUUUAGUUAAUCAAAUGAAACAACAAAGUGGAUCCACUGCACCAAUUACAACCACUAAAGAAUCAACAACAGCAACAACUACAACUCUUGUAACACCAAUAAAUGCUAUUGAUAAUGAUAGCAAACAGAGCACAAAGAAACUAUCGGAAGCAGAUAGAAUCGAUCAACUGAUGAGAAAAUCAAGAAAUGAAACUUCGAAAUGGGAACAACAAAUGGAUAUCGCUUUUGAAACACUAAAUGCAGCUAGAGAGCUCAAACAAAGUGAAAAGAAUAGUAGCAACAAAAACAACAACAAUAUAAAUAAUAUCAAUGUAAAUCUAGAGAAAUAA